Colius striatus (speckled mousebird) is the source of this 3867-nucleotide messenger RNA. It is a transcript of the gene CCDC157, whose product is annotated as coiled-coil domain containing 157. NCBI's taxonomy places the organism in Eukaryota, Metazoa, Chordata, Aves, Coliiformes, Coliidae. The transcript has 9 exons. The coding region runs from base 77 to 2086 and encodes 669 amino acids. The record is from RefSeq and is a predicted model, not a curated record.
GCGACCGAGCGCGGCCGUUGCCCCUCAGCGGCUCCUGGGCCCGGGCCGCGGGCCUGGGCCGCUCCGGCGCUGCGCCAUGGCCUUCCUCCUGGGCAGCCGCGCCUGCAUGGACAGCCUGCGGGCAGACCUAAGGGACCUGCAGGCCGCCAUCGCCGAGGUGUCCUCCCGGGCCGGGGCCGUGCGCUUCCCCUCGUGGAAGUUCCCGGGUCAGGUGUCCUGUGAGCUGGACCUGGAGGCGCUGCUGCAGCGGUACGGCUACAGCGAGGGCGACCCCGAGUUCACCCAGCACUCCCAUGUGGUGCUGCUGGAGCUGCUGAUAGACAGGCUGCUGCUGCUGCUCCAGAGCUUCACAGGCUACACAGAACUGCUGCUCAGUGAGCGAGACAUCCCUGCGGUGCAGACACUGGGACCCGUCAUGUCCGCGGGGCUGACGGUGAGGAGGUACUGGAGCAGCAUGCUGAAACUGGGAACCUCCUACAGGCAGCUCCUGGCUGAGAAGGAAGCUUGCAGGAAGGAGAUCUCCACGCUGCAAGCCGCUGCCCAGGCUGGCAGAGCUGAGCAGCAGCCCGUGAAGGACAGCAUGCCUGACGUUCUGGAGCUGCAGCCUUCCAGGGCAGCUGCCCAGUGCCCGUCUCCAUGCCCAUCCUCAGGUGCUGCAGCAGCAGGCAGCGAGGCCUGGGGCAGCCCCGUGCCCGGGGCUGUGGGCAGCACGGCCCUGAGCAGCCCCUGCAGCCCCCCGCCGCCAGCCGGGCCUCGGGGCGCCUGUGCCGCCUGUGCCGCCGCCCAGGCCGGCCUGGGUGAGCUUGGCAAAGCCAUCGCCGGCAUCUGCCAGAGCCAGAACAUCCCCUCGGCCCUGGGCAGCUUCCAGGAGAGCGUGGAGGCUGCCUCAGAGACAGGGACCCUCUGUGCAAGGGAUGUCAGCUGCUGGGCCUCGGAGCAGAGCAAGGACCUGUCCCGCAUCAGCAGACACCUCCAGCUGCUGCUGCAGCAGCUCAAACCUCUCAAGGCUGAGCUGGCAGAGUCGGGGAAAGAGAAGGAGAAGCUGCAGAAGCAGGUGGAGGAAUUUUCUCAGUUGCUUCAGGCAGAGAAGGAGGCCCAGGCACAGCUGAGGAAGAAGGCUGAGCACAAACUCAAAGCGAAGAUCCAAGAGCACUCGAAGGCUGUAGCCAGGCUGGAGCAGGACAAGGAUGAGCUCCGGAGAGGAGCUGCUCAGCUGGAAGAGCAAAUCUCUGCCUUGAAGGAAGAGCUGUCUGCAAAGCAGGCUGCUGUGCAGGAGCUGGAGGAGACCAAGAUGACCUUGCUGGAGAGGAUGAGAAGCACGAUGGUGGCCAAGAGCCGGGUGGAAGAGCUGGAGGAGAAGCUGCAGGAGCUCAGCAUUCAUCGUGAGAGCCUGGGCCAAGAGCUGAGCUCCACCACUGUGCAGCUGGAGAAGGAGAAGGCCAAAGUGGAGAGCGUGCUGAGGCACCAUGAGUCCCUGCAGGCCAAGCAGCAGCUCCUGCUGCAGCAGCUGGACAGCAUGGACCAGGAGCGUGAGGGGCUGCAAGCCAGUCUGGGAGAGGCUGAGGAGGACAAGGCCAGGCUGGCAGAGCAGCUGGAGGAGAGCCAGGAGCAGAGUGGGCAACAGCUCCGGGCACAGCAGGAGCUGCUGGAUGUGCUGCAGCAGGAGAAGCUGAGCCUGGAGCAGUCUGUCUCAGAGCUGCAGGUGAAGGUCUCAGAGCUGCAGCAGGAGGCACAGGAGCUGAAGGAGCGGGAGAGGCUCCUGGUGUUCUUCCCCGAGCUGCACGUCCCUGCUGAGACACAGCUGGAGAGCACCGGGAACUUGACCGAGGACAUGGAGAAGCAGCUGCAGGCCAACAGCAUCCGGAUCAGCGCCCUGGAGCAGGAGAACACACGGCUCAGGUCUGCUCUUGCCAAGGUGAAGGCAGCUGCUGAGCAGGGCACGCUGCAGGAGCUGCAGGAGAAGCUGAGCCUGGAGCAGUCUGUCUCAGAGCUGCAGGUGAAGCUCAGAGCUGCAGCAGGAGGCACAGGAGCUGAAGGAGCGGGAGAGGCUCCUGGUGUUCUUCCCCGAGCUGCACGUCCCUGCUGAGACGCAGCUGGAGAGUAAGUUGUCUUAUUUGACAUCUUCAUCAGUGACUGGGAUGAGGGCACAGAGGGACCCUCAGCAAGUGCACUGGCUGCACUGGACUGGCUGAUUCCCCAGAGGCUGUGCUGCCAUUCAGCAGGAUCUUGUCCAGCUUGAGAGUUGGGCAGAGAGGAACUUGCUGAGGUUCGACAAGGGCAAGUGCAGAGUCCUGCAGCUGGGGAGGAGCAACCCCCUGCACCAGCACAGGCUGGGGGUGACCUGCUGGAGAGCAGCUCCAGGAGAGAGACCUGGGAGUGCUGGUUAGUGACAAACCGACCAUGAGCAGCAACGUGCCCUCGUGGGCAAGAGCCAAUGGCAGCCUGGGGGCAUCAAGGAGGGUGUGGGCAGCAGGUCAAGGGAGGUUCUGCUGCCUCUCUGCUCUGCCCUGCUGAGGCCUCAUCUGGAGUCCCGUGUCCAGUUCUGGGCUCCCCAGCUCCUCAUUGCCCCUUGUCCUGUCAUUGCCCAUCCCUGAGCACAGCCUGGCUCCAGCCUCCUCACACCCACCCUUGAUGGGUUUGUAACCAUGACUGAGGUCACCCCUCAGGCUCCUCCAAGCUGCACAGCCCCAGCUCCCUCAGCCUUUCAGCACAAGGCAGAUGUUCCACUCCAUCGUCUCUGUGGCCCUGCACUGAACUCUCUCCAGCAGCUCCCUGUCCUUCUGCAACUGAGGCACCCAGAACUGGACACAAUAUUCCAGAUGUGGUCUCAGGAGGGCAGAGCAGAGGGGGAGGAGAGCCAAGAGCAAAGCAAACAGGAAUGCCAAGAAUGGAUGGGCGGAUGCUCAUUAAAAGGAAGGUCAGCCAUGCUGCUGGAGCCUUCAUCCUUGUUGUUGUCCUAACCAUAAGCGUGGGAUGCAGCAAGAAAACAAGUGAGAGCGUGGGCAGUAGUUGCAAUUAAUAAAACAACUUCUUCCAAAGGGGGAAAAUGAGACCAGACUUGGGAGAUUUGUCAUUGAUAGACCCCCAAAUCUCUGUCCUCAUUUGCUGUUUCAUACAAGCAUGGCUUGGACUGUCAGUGAGGAAUGAUGAGAGAAUGGCAAGCAAGGGGUUAAAAGUAAUUAAGAGCACUUGCUUAUCUGUUGUGCACACACCUGUGAGGAGGAGGCCUUCCAAAUCAGCAUCCAGGGAGCCUGAAGCCAUGAGACUGUGCAGACAAACUUCAAAACAGUUUGAGCAAUGCCCCAGUGCCCCAAGGGCGGGAACUGCCUCAUUUCUCUGGGAGGUACAUGAGGAGUGUUUGUUCAUUGCUGGGAGUGCAAUGCAGUGAAGCACUGCUGCUGCUCAGAGCUGCACUGGGGCCACUCUUCCUGAUGCCAGUGACAGAGGAGCUCCAGAGGGCCUUUCCAACCUCCACCAUCCCUGUGGUUCUGUGAAGGGAGUGGGCAGCAGCACUUGCCUUCCCUGCAGUGGGGUUUGUGCCUUGGGGGUCUCCCAGAGCUGGCAGGAGAUCCUGCUGGCUCCCUUCCUUCUCCAUCACUUGUAGCCAGGAAUGGCUCAGGGCCUGGGCUGUGCUGAGCUGCUCCCAGCUGAACUCCCCUCCCAGCUGUGGGGCAUCCCACCUGUAGGGCAGGAGCUAAAGCAGGGCCAGAGCUUUGUUUGCCCACAGGGUUUCAGCUGGCAUGGUCUGGCACCCAGCUGCCAGCAGCGCAGAGCAGGCAGCAGCAGUGGGCUGAGCUCUGGCUCCUGCUGCAAGGAUGUUGCUUUUUGUUUACAGGCACCACAAAUAAACAUCUCUGCAGCACCUCA